Messenger RNA from Psilocybe cubensis, 2358 nucleotides. RefSeq lists its product as uncharacterized. Gene Ontology annotation, biological process: L-tryptophan biosynthetic process. The coding region runs from base 1 to 2358 and encodes 785 amino acids. Lineage: Eukaryota; Fungi; Basidiomycota; Agaricomycetes; Agaricales; Agrocybaceae. The record is from RefSeq and is a predicted model, not a curated record. The transcript has 6 exons.
AUGACCAUCCAACAUCCUCGGCUUCUUCUCGUAGACUCAUACGACUCCUUUACACACAACCUUGCUGCUCUUUUCCGUCAAGCUAUCCCCAAUGUUUCUAUAACCAUUAUCAAGAACGAUAACUAUCGACUUGACGAAUUGCGACCAUACCUUCCUUACUUCUCAUUCAUCGUUAUAGGCCCUGGACCCGGAUCUCCUGACAAUGCGGAAGAUAUAGGAGUGGUCCGAGAUCUUUGGUCUUUAAAAGAUCAAGAUAUACUACCCAUCUUUGGUGUUUGUUUGGGUCUUCAAAGUUUGUCUAUCGCACAUGGAGCACGCCUCAAGAGGCUGAAUGUCGUCAAGCAUGGUUUGACAUCGUUGAUAGAACACAAGUCAACAGAUUUAUUCAGCAACGUCGGUUCUGUAAAGGCUGUCCGAUACCACUCGCUUCAUGUAGAUCUGGAGGAAGGAGGAGAUAUAGAAGAACUUGCUUGGACACAUGAUGAAGGAAAUGGCAAAGUCGUUAUGGCAGUCCGGCAUAAACAUCGGCCAUUUUGGGCAGUUCAAUAUCACCCUGAAUCUGUAUGUACAGAUGGAGGUGGCGUAGAGGUGAUCCGUAACUUUUGGAAGUUAGCGCAAUUUUGGUCCAACGACCAAGGACGGGGCAUCAUCCCCGGGAACCAUAAAUUGAGCGAAUUUGGCACACCUUGGCCCUAUUUAUCCCCCCCAUCGUCAUUAACAACUCCAGUUUCAUCCUCAAGUGUUUUGACAUUGUCGUUAGAGCGCAACGACCUCGGCAUUGUCGAUAUCUGCGAAUGUUUUGGAGCAUCAGACGAAACAAGCAAUUUUGCACUCCUUGAAUCGGCAUCGAACCCUGGUCGAUAUUCCAUCCUGGGGUGCCUUUCUACGUCAACGCUUCAGAUAAAAUAUCGCGUCGGAGAAUCCUUUCUAUCCCUCACCAAGAACGGGGGCACAACUCGGGAAAAUCUUGGUGAACUCGAUAUUUGGGCAUGGCUCUCCAACUUCAUGCAAACGAAAAGUUAUCGCGGAGAUCCUUGCGUACCGUUCUGGGGUGGUUUUGUCGGCUACCUGAGUUAUGAACUCGGUUUGCAGACACUUCAUGUUCCUUUGCGAAGAGAUACCGAUACACCCUGCACGAAUAAACAUCCUGAUGUCAAUUUAGUGUUCGUUGAACGCAGUAUUGUCAUUGACUCUCACACGUCUCGCAUAUUCGUUCAAUCUAUUGCUCCUGACGACGAUCUUUGGGUAAGCGAAACAUUUGCGAAGCUUGAGUACCUUCCACCAUCUUCAUCAUCUGCAAUCUCUCCCCACCCAGUCACGAAUGCCUAUGUUAUGCUCCCAGAUAAAUUUCACUAUAUCUCCAAAAUUAAACAGGCCAAAGAACAUCUCUUUGCAGGUGAUUCAUAUGAGCUAUGUGUCACUGCUCCAACACGUAUCUCAGCACCCCCUCUCACUUCAAAACCUUCAAAAUCAAGUUCAUGGGAACGAUACAAAUGCCUACGGAGAUCAAACCCAGCUCCACAUUCAGCUUACUUACGUUUGCACCCGUCCACCCUGUUGUCUUCAUCUCCGGAACGAUUUCUAUCGUAUUCUCGUUCACCUGGGUCGACUUGCCAAUUACGCCCAAUAAAGGGCACAAUUCGCAAAGGACCCAAUGUCACUCGAGCUGUUGCAGAGCGUGAAUUAGUUGGAAACCCUAAAGAGGUCGCCGAAAAUCUGAUGAUUGUGGAUCUUAUUCGACACGAUCUUCACGGAGUUAUUGGUGAAGACGUCCUCGUCAAGCAAUUUUGCUCCUUGGAAGAAUAUGAAACUGUGUGGCAACUUGUUAGCGUCAUUGAAGGGAAACUAGAUGACAAUUUUCAAUCUUCACGCCCAACGAAAGACAUAUUGGGUUGGAGGGUUCUGAAAGAAAGUCUUCCUCCUGGUAGCAUGACAGGGGCGCCUAAAAAGCGUAGCGUCGAGAUUCUGCAAAACUUAGAAGGCGAAGAACGUGGUAUUUAUUCUGGUGUGUUUGGAUACUGGUGUGUUGGUGGUAAGAUUGGGCUCAUCAGGAACCAGCACCCCCUUAGUCUAACACGUCAGAAAUGCUGGAUUUUGGCCGCUCUUGGCGCCAAGCCCAUUGAUUACGUAAGGGUGCUGGUUUCUGAUGAGCCCAAUCUUAGUGGCGACUGGUCGGUAACCAUCCGUAGUUGCUUCAAGUUUGAUGAAGAAGGGACAUUGGCUGAUCCGGAAGAUUUGUUUCAUAGACGUGAAGAAUGGACUGUAGGUGCAGGUGGUGCCAUCACUGCCCUUUCUGAUCCAGAAAAUGAAUGGGAUGAGAUGGUUACCAAACUGCAGAGCGUACUGCGAUGCUUCUAG